UGUUCUUGGGUACGGGAAAAGGCUCUCUUAGUUCCACAAAAGAGGGGAAACCGUUUGUCUCUUAUAAUAUUUCACAUGAAGUUUAUUUAUAGUAAUAGAAACUUAAAUUAAGAUAGAAACUAAUGUACAUACUAAUUCAUUAUCUCUUCCUUUAAAUAUUUGAAAAUUAGCCAAAUUACACUCAGGGAAUGGAGAGUUUCCAUUUUCCUCUCGGUACUUCACCCACGGUUGCGAAAAUGUGUAUUUACAGUGGGAACAACUUAACCGAAACAAAGCCACCGUCAUUACCAUUAUCAAACUUUUAUAACCAUUGCUACUUGGAUAAAUUGGAAGUGCUGCGAGAAAAAAACAAAACAGUUGGCGUGAAACUUCAUCUAAUUUCAGAAGCACUAGGCUCCAACAAAUUACGCGAAUUAAGGAAACAGACUGUAACAAAGGUUUUAAGUCUAGGAGACACCGUUCAGGAUGUCUGCUCAGCCAUCGGAUCGCCAAAUAAAGUCUUUUAUAAAGCGGACGAUAAAAUGAAGAUCCACCUGCCGAAUUCUCACAAAUUAAUAACUUACAGUUCGUCAGAUUACUUCUACAAUUUCUUUACGCUAGGAAUGGACAUAUUGUUCGAUGCGAGAAUUCACAGAGUGAAGAAAUUCAUCCUGCACACAAACUAUCCCGGUCAUUAUGAUUUUAACAUUUAUCUUCGUUGCAAUCUCAGCAUUGAUAUCAAUUGCACCAAUAAAGAAAACAAGAGCGAAACUCUGACUAUUACAACUUUCACCAAGUGGGAUUCGGUGAAGCACAAACUCAUUAAAUUGUCUGUGUUACCGGUAGUUUUAAACAGAACGUCCACCAACACGACAAACCCCUUUGGUUCAACGUUCUCUUUCGGAUUUGAAGAUAUGAUUUUUGAGGUAAUUUUGUUAUGAUUCUACAAGCUUUCUUAUAUACAUUCAUAAACAAUAAACAAUUUCUAGACACUACAUUUAUCACAUUCCAGUUUUAUGUACGUGAUACAUAGUAGUCCUUAUACACCAAUGUAACUGUACAUCAUGUUCUUAAGUGACUACACCUACAAGAUGAGACCACCUGCAGUGUCAUGGUGGGAAAAUUCAGAAGUUAGCACUCCUCUCUCAUAAAUGAUGCACAAUAUGAGAAAAAAGUCAAUUACAAAUCAUAUACACAUUUGCAUCAGGGAUGGAGCUUCUUGUUGCUUAUUAGAAUAAUACACUGUGUCUAUGUCUAGCGUGCAUUUUCAUUCUCUAUACUUUGUG
Messenger RNA from Centruroides sculpturatus (bark scorpion), 1265 nucleotides. Its product is annotated as UPF0183 protein C16orf70-like. The transcript is spliced from 6 exons. Bases 189 to 920 code for a protein of 243 amino acids. The record is from RefSeq and is a predicted model, not a curated record. Gene Ontology annotation, biological process: Golgi to plasma membrane protein transport. NCBI's taxonomy places the organism in Eukaryota, Metazoa, Arthropoda, Arachnida, Scorpiones, Buthidae. Gene Ontology annotation, cellular component: trans-Golgi network.